Dermochelys coriacea (leatherback sea turtle) is the source of this 3746-nucleotide messenger RNA. It is a transcript of the gene ANGPTL2, whose product is annotated as angiopoietin like 2. The transcript is spliced from 5 exons. The coding region runs from base 805 to 2280 and encodes 491 amino acids. The record is from RefSeq and is a predicted model, not a curated record. NCBI's taxonomy places the organism in Eukaryota, Metazoa, Chordata, Testudines, Dermochelyidae.
AUAUCUUCAUAAGGAACUGGUAGUUUUUCAGCUCAGCUAUCCAGAGGAAAUUGUUGCUAAUGUGCUCUGCCAAAACCCAGGGAGGCAGCCUCCUGCACGCCAGAUUACUUUGGACUGCUGUGAGCUGUGACAUCACUGUAUUAAAGUUUGGUUUCAGCCAGACCUCUGCUGUUUGUGGUUAGGGGGAGGCCCUGAACGUGUCUAUUGCUGGUGGAUCCCUUGUACUUGUGGGAGGGGAAAAAAGGCUUAUCCAACCAGAACUUGUCUACUUGCUGCAUACUCAAUAGGGUUUUUUUUUUUUUUUAAACUCCAGCAUGUAAAUCCACCACAAAGGAGCUGAAGUUCAAAUAAGGCUGCUUUAGUCCUGCAUGAAAUGAUAGAUUCAAGACUUCGGAAUUGAAAUGCCUGAGUUCUCUUCUUUCAUCAAAAGAAAGUUACUACUUCAGCCUAUUGUCCCUCCAUGCCUAUAGCAUGAGGAUGUUCAUCUUAGAUUCAGCAACUAACUGUCUUUUUUUUCUAUCAAAGAAAAGAGUUUAAACAAUAAGAAAAACAAGAUUAUCAGAGCCUUAGGGCAUUAACUUUUCUAAUUAUAGUAUCAAAUGUAUAAAACUUUUCAGUGGCAGAGUCUAGCUUGCUUUCACUGCAGACAUACUUCUGAUACAGAGAUGUCACAGUUCCAAUGGAUAAGCUGUUCAGUUAAUCUUUGAUAAAAAGCACGUUAAAGACUGAAGAAAGAAGCCAAAGGCAAAGAAAACUCGAUUUUAGAAGUUCAUUUGUAGAAGAAAAAUUAUCCAAAAAUAAAGAAUGAUGAAGGCAGCAAGAUUAACUUGCUUAUUACUAAUUGCAGUCAUUGGAGUGUCUGCUAGCAAGACACAGGAAUUUGAAAACAGUGAUGGGGGCACAGAGCAAGAAUUCAUUUACAUGAACAGGUAUAAGCGGUCCAGCGACACACAGGACAAGUGCACUUACACCUUUAUUGUACCUCAGCAGAAAGUGACAGGUGCCAUUUGUGUUAAUUCAAAGGAGCCUGAGGUUCUUCUUGAAAACCGGGUAAAUAAGCAAGAAUUAGAGCUGCUUAACAAUGAACUUCUAAAGCAAAAGAGACAAAUAGAAACUCUUCAGCAAUUGGUGGAGGUGGAUGGUGGGAUCGUUAAUGAGGUUAAACUUUUACGAAAAGAAAGUCGGAAUAUGAACUCUCGUGUCACGCAACUUUAUAUGCAGCUGCUACAUGAAAUUAUUCGAAAACGGGACAAUGCAUUAGAACUUUCCCAACUUGAAAAUAAGAUAUUGAACCAAACUGCUGAUAUGUUGCAACUUGCAAACAAAUACAAGGACCUAGAGUACAAAUAUCAACAUUUGGUGUCAAUUGCCAAUAACCAGUCUAUAAUUAUUGCACAGCUAGAAGAACAUUGUCAAAGAAUGCCAUCCAUUAAGCCAAUACCCCAACCUCCCCAACCACCAAACAGAAUGUAUCAGCCUCCUACUUACAAUCGCAUUAUUAACCAAAUAGCUACCAAUGAGAUUCAGAGUGAUCAGAAUUUAAAGGUUCUACCACCUAAUCUACCAACCAUGCCACCAGUUACUAGCAGUCCAACUUCAACUGAUAAACCAUCUGGACCAUGGAGAGACUGUCUACAGGCAUUAGAAGAUGGCCAUGACACCAGUUCCAUCUAUCUUGUGAAACCUGAAAAUACAAAUCGACUUAUGCAGGUCUGGUGUGACCAACGACAUGACCCUGGUGGCUGGACUGUCAUUCAGAGACGACUCGAUGGAUCAGUCAACUUUUUCAGGAACUGGGAUACUUACAAGCAAGGAUUUGGUAACAUAGAUGGAGAGUACUGGCUGGGUUUAGAAAAUAUUUAUUGGCUAACAAAUCAAGGCAACUACAAACUGCUUGUAACUAUGGAAGAUUGGUCAGGUCGAAAAGUAUUUGCUGAAUAUGCCAGUUUCAGACUGGAGCCAGAGAGUGAAUAUUACAAGUUGAGACUGGGUCGUUACAAUGGCAACGCUGGGGAUUCUUUCACUUGGCACAAUGGGAAGCAGUUCACCACACUGGAUAGAGACCAUGAUGUAUACACAGGUAACUGUGCUCAUUACCAAAAAGGAGGAUGGUGGUACAAUGCCUGUGCUCACUCAAACCUCAAUGGAGUCUGGUAUCGGGGAGGACACUAUCGUAGUCGAUACCAGGAUGGUGUUUACUGGGCUGAAUUCCGUGGUGGAUCAUAUUCACUAAAGAAAGUUGUUAUGAUGAUCAGGCCUAACCCCAACACGUUCCACUGAAAGAAUUUUUUCCUCUUUUAAUUUACUGUUUAAAACAGAACAAUGAAAUGGCAGUAAUAGCUGCAUGUGCUAUCCGGAAUACAUCUUUAUGGCAGCAAGGAAUGUAAGAUAUUGUACAUUUAUUGCUACAAUUUGAGGACUUGUAUAUUGUAUUUUCAACAUUCACUCUAGCAAAAACAUACAAUGUAAGUGAUAUAAUAAACUUUCAGAACAUCUUUCUUUGUACCAAAAAUAAUUAAGGUUCCUGUUUCUAGAACUGGGAUUUGACAUGGACUGUAGAUAACACUUCUGGGUUUUAUUCCCUGUAAAUUAUGUCUAGAUUCUAAAAAUACUGCCACAGCAUCUAAAUAUUUUGUAUUAUGUAUAAAUAUUCUCAAAUACAGUACAAUCUGUACAGCAAGAGUUUUAUUCUUAUUAGUAGGGAUCAUUUGACACAGGAAAUCGCAUCCUUUGAAACCAUGUAGUUGGUAUAUGUACUGUAGGGUAUUAGUGGGAUUAUUCCUAAUUUAAUUUUUAUUAAUUGUCAUAGAUAAAACAAUCAGUAAAUCAUUUCAGUUUGUGGGCAGACACCCAAAUAGUUACCAUAAUGAUUAAUCCAGUCUGUUGCUCUCACUCCUCUCUUGAUGUACAUGCCAUCAUUCUCAAAGAUGACCCCUGAUACAAACAUUUUUGAUCAAGGAAGGAAAAUGAGUGUUUUUAAAUUGAACUGCCUACAUGUAUUUAUAAAGUAAUCCAAACUUAUAAUGGCUAUUGCAUAUUAUAUAGCCAACAUGAAUAAUAUUAAUUCUCAUAUAAAACAAUAGCCUAAAUAUUUAACAUUAUUUUAUACUGAGCUACGUCAUUACCUGCUGUGUAGCCACUGUAAUCAGAAAAUGGCUACAAAUUAAAGGGGCUAUCCAACUUUGCAGGCAAAUGAUGGAUACCGAUCUAUAUUCUAUUUAAUGUCCUUAGCCACAAGAUUAAGAUUCUUGGAAGAAAAUAUUUGUAACCAAGAACAAUUAUAUUUGCCAUAUUUUACAAUUAUUAAUGAGUACAUUGUGUGUCAACAUAUUAAAGAGAAUUACUCACUCAUAUUUAUAACUAAAAUCAAUUGUGGAAACUUGGAGAAUUUUAGAAUUCUGCUGAGGUAGGUAUGUAGAAUAGAUAAUUGUUACAAAUUAGAAACUACAGUGAAAACCAUAAAAUUUAGUGAAAGAAUGUCUGAGAAAAACAAAAAAAGCUCUUGGCAAUUUGGCAUACCUUACAAUAAGCCUGUGAGAUUUUUUUUUUUUUACCAUGUGCAUAUUAUACUUUCCUCCCUUAUUACCUCAUUAUUUCUUUACAAAUGUAUGAUGUACAUUAAAAACUGGUGAUGCCUGAUGUAGCAUGUGUUGUAUAUAAAUGAAAGUAUGGUUUUUAAUAUAUUAUCAGAUUAUCCUUGUAAUAUUGCAAAUUGGUAAUAAAGCAACAAAUGCUAUUUUGAUGUA